Molecule: messenger RNA, 1422 nt
Organism: Amphimedon queenslandica
Lineage: Eukaryota; Metazoa; Porifera; Demospongiae; Haplosclerida; Niphatidae
Product: protein fantom-like
Exons: 15
Coding region: 133-1422 (429 amino acids)
Biological process (GO): non-motile cilium assembly
Cellular component (GO): ciliary transition zone
Source: RefSeq, a predicted model, not a curated record
AUAGAAACAAGAUAUUGUCCCGCCUCCCGAAGCAACAAAGAUACUCUAAGGUAGAGGAAUUCCUCGUGUUUGGUGGCCAGAAGGUGGAUCAAUACUAAAGAGGAUACAUUAGGAAGAAACAAGGAAGUUAAAAUGUCAGUGGUUAGUGAAGGCUGUAGAAUUGAUCCCAGGACUAAGAGAAAGAUAACAUUAAUGGACAGGAUUGACUUGGAGGAUAAAUACAUUGAACUAUAUGAAGAGAAUAUUUUGUUGAAGAAACAUGCUAAAGGACAAGAAGAUAAAAUGAAGAGAUUGGGUACAAAGUUAAUAAAACUGUCAAGUGAUAACAAGAGAACAUGGAGAGAGGGUGAGGCUGAUGAAUUAGAGCUGAAACUGCACGAGGUCACUGGUAAACUGAGUAAAAUUGAGACUCAAAAUGCACACCUGAGAGGAAAGGUAUCAAUACUGAAGCAACAGCUAGCAUUAUCAUGGAAACGGGCCACACCUUAUGGUCAUGUGACAUCAAAGACUAACUCAGGUUUAGGAAGACGGAAAUCUCUUUCCUUUUCUACAGAGACACUGUCAUAUAAAAGUAAAACAGCCAAUACUAGUACUCAAGUCUCUCCUGGUGGCCCAUUGAGGUAUGGACAUAGUUUGUUGGAAGUUGCUCGUAAAGACAAUGUAGAACUAGAAGAAAUCGUUUUAAAAUUGAAAGAAGAGCUCACCGUAUUAAAGACUGAGUGUGACAGAUUAGAGGAAAAUAAUAGGCUGCAAAGUGUAUCACAUGAGGAGGCUAUUCUGAAACUACAAGAGAAAAUACAAAUACACAUUAAUGACAAGCAAAGGCAUAUACUUGAGGAAGAUGUUGAGAAGAUAAGAUUACAAAGGGAAGUUCAAUCUAAAUCAGUUUCACUACAACAAGCAACUACUAACUGUCAAUCUUUGCAAAAGGAAUUAACAAUUAUGAGGAAUAAGUGUAAAAGUCUCACUACUGACGUUACUGGAUUAAAGACUCAACUACAUGAAGAGCAGAUGAUUAGUAAAGAUUUGCUGAGUAAAAUGAAGGAAUGUUCUAUUGAGAAACGAUCACUGGCAGAGUUACAAGAUAUAUUAACUGAUGUGAAAUAUGAAAAGGAACUGCUAAAACAGAGAAAUGACAGACUUACUAAAAGUUUAUUAAAGUCAAUUGGUGAUACUGGUAGUGUUACUGAUGAUAAGCAUACUGGAGUUAGUGAGUGGAUUACUAGUGACAUGAGAACUCAUUAUGAACAAAAAUUGAAUGAAACUAGAGAAGAGACACAAAGAACAAUAGAUGAACUUAGGAAAGAAAAAAAGUUAAGACUAAAGCUGGAGGAGCAAAUCUUACAGUUAAAAGAUGAACACACACUGUUGAAGAAAGUAAUUGAGAAUUUACACAUACACAGCGAAGAAUUAUCAUGCUGA